AUAAAUUAUUACAAGGUUAAGUAAGUUUAUGUUUGUAGUAACUGAUUUUUUUUCCAAAAAUUAAUAGGGAAAAUAAAAUAAUAAAAAAAAAAGUCAACACAAUUGGUUCACCACUUCAUAAUCAUCAUCUUCACACCUCUUUAAUAAAUAAUAUAUAAAUGAAAGAGACAAAGAGGGAAGUAUCAAUCAAGCUUGAAGGAGAGAGAAGAAGAAGGAAAAAAAAAAAAGAAUGUCGACGACGACUUCUGAGGCGAGAUCACCGCUACCUUUGUUGUUGAAAAGAGGAAGGUCUUCGACGGGAACAUCAACGACGGCGGAAGCAAGAUCGCCGUUAUCGGUACUGCAGUUCAGAAGAAGAUCGAGCAAAGAUGUGAGGAACAUAACGUCAGUUUCGAGCAGUCUCUUGCCUGCGUUUGGGACUGUCAUCGAAGACGAUAGUUCUUCUUCCAGACCUUACAUCGUUCUUCACUAUGAUCGUCGUUACAGGUUGUGGGAAUUGUUUUUGGUGAUACUGGUGGGUUAUUCAGCGUGGGCAUCUCUGUUCGAGUUGGCUUUUAUGAGAGCAGCUGAAGGAGCUUUAAUGACCGUUGAUCUCGUCGUUGACUUUUUCUUUGCCCUUGAUAUUAUCCUCACAUUUUUCGUUUCCUACUUGGAUAAGUCUUCUUACCUAGUUGUUGACGACCACAAGCUCAUCGCCAAACGGUAUUUGAAGAGCGUGGCUUUUGUGAUGGACGUAGCAUCAACGUUACCGAUUCAGUUCAUUUAUAAAACUAUUACCGGAAAUAUCGGACGAGGCCAAGCUUUCGGCUUCCUUAAUUUGCUCCGCCUCUGGCGUCUCCGUCGUGUAGCCGAACUCUUCAAAAGGCUAGAGAAAGACCCACGUUUUAACUACUUCCUCAUCAGACUCAUUAAACUACUUUGUGUAACGAUAUUUUGGAUACAUAUGGCGGGUUGCAUUUUAUACUGGAUAGCCUACCAUUAUCCAAGGCCUACAGAAACAUGGAUAGGAUCACAAGUAGAGGAUUUCAAGGAGAGAAGUAUAUGGUUAGGCUACACUUACUCAAUGUACUGGUCCAUUGUCACACUCACUACCGUGGGUUACGGUGAUCUGCAUGCCGUUAAUAGCCGUGAGAAGACAUUCAACAUGUUCUAUAUGCUUUUCAACAUUGGCCUCACGGCUUAUAUCAUCGGUAACAUGACCAAUCUGGUUGUCCAUGGAGCUCUUCGUACAUUUUCCAUGAGAAGUGCGAUCAAUCAGAUAUUGCGGUACACAAGCAAGAACAGGUUACCAGAUACAAUGAGGGAGCAGAUGCUUGCACAUAUGCAGCUCAAGUUCAAGACCGCAGAGUUAAGGCAAGAAGAGGUUCUUCAAGACUUACCUAAGGCCAUAAGAUCAAGCAUUAAUCAACAUCUAUUCCGCUCUGUCAUCGUGGAGGCUUAUCUUUUCAAAGGAUUCCCCAAUGGCCUCAUUGUCCAGCUGGUUUCCCAAAUACAAGCAGAAUAUUUUCCGCCGAAAAUGGAGAUAAUAUUGCAGAAUGAGAUUCCAACGGAUUUCUACAUAAUUGUAUCUGGAGGAGUGGAUAUAGUUGCAUCCAAGGGUGUGAGUGAACAGGUAUUGGCCAAGUUAGGUCCCGGAAGUAUGGCAGGAGAGAUAGGAGUAGUGUUCAACAUUCCUCAGCCUUUCACUGUGAGGACACGUCGACUUUCACAAGUUAUCAGAAUUGGUCAUCAUAAGUUCAAAGAAAUGGUUCAGUCUGAUAAUGACGUGGACGCCAAAAUGAUCAUCACCAAUUUCAUGACUUAUCUUAAGGGAUUGAAUGAUGAGUUGAAGAAAGAAAUUCCUUUUCUUAGAGAUUUACUAGCUGACGCAGAUGCUCAGGUUCAGGAAACAGUUCAGACAGAAGAAACACCACAAAGUAACAAUGAGGAGAUAGUUACGGUCUCAAGAGAUGAAUAUGAACAGAAAGAAGAGAGAAGAAGUGAGGGAGUUCCUAAAAGAGUGAUAAUUCAUGGACAAGCUCCUCCUAAUCAAGAUAACAACAACAAUGGUGAUUCCAACGGUAGACUUGUCAUUUUGCCUGAUUCUAUCCAACUUCUAUUCGACUUAGCUGAGAAGAAGUUGGGGAAACGAGGAAGCACGAUUGCAAUGGCAGACGGUGCACAUGUUGAACAAAUUGAUGCUCUUCGAGAAAACGAUCAUUUAUAUAUUUUCUAAAAAUAUCUAUAUUCACAAUUAAUUAUCACCUCCCACACAAAAUACUGAUAUAGAAAGAAAGAAAAAAACUACUAUAUUUUUGUCAGCGUAAACGUUCUUAUGAAAAGAAGCAAAGUCGGAUAUAUGAAAAUAUAAGGUGAAGAUCGAAUUCCCAAUUCCAUUA
This is a messenger RNA of Arabidopsis lyrata subsp. lyrata, 2378 nucleotides long. Its product is annotated as potassium channel KAT3. NCBI's taxonomy places the organism in Eukaryota, Viridiplantae, Streptophyta, Magnoliopsida, Brassicales, Brassicaceae. Gene Ontology annotation, cellular component: membrane. Gene Ontology annotation, molecular function: voltage-gated potassium channel activity. The coding region runs from base 230 to 2215 and encodes 661 amino acids. Gene Ontology annotation, biological process: potassium ion transport; transmembrane transport. The record is from RefSeq and is a predicted model, not a curated record. The transcript is spliced from 13 exons.